Oncorhynchus mykiss (rainbow trout) is the source of this 1198-nucleotide messenger RNA. The record is from RefSeq and is a predicted model, not a curated record. Lineage: Eukaryota; Metazoa; Chordata; Actinopteri; Salmoniformes; Salmonidae.
AUGCAGCUCCUCAAACUGGCAGCGCUCACUGACGGUGUCAAUGAGACAGGCAUUGUCUGCGUCACCCUAUGCCAGGGCAACGGGACCCUCAACAUGUCUAGGGCGGUAGGCCCCAGGGCCGAAAAAAAUGACCCUGUGGACUGCAGCUCCAACUGCUGUUCAAAGUUAGAACUGGUGGUAGUGGACAGGACUGGCAACGUAGAUAUGAACAAGAAGGUCAAGUUUAACAGAGGUGAGAUGGAGGAGAGGAUUGUGGAUAUCUACAUCAGUGCAGACACCCUGAGAGACGGUGAGACCAGCACCAAGAGAGGUGGUCUCCUUCGUCUAAAAAUGGACCAGGAGACCAGCACUCAGGAAGAGAGAGACCAGCUACAGACCAGUUACAACACCCUGACUGAAGAGAGAAACCAGCUACAGACAAGUAACAACAACCUGACUAAAGAGAGAGACCAUCUACAGACCAGUUACAACACCCUGACUAAAGAGAGAGACCAGCUACAGACCAGUUACAACACCCUGACUAAAGAGAGAGACCAGCUUACCAAUUGUAAACAAACCUGUCCUGAAGGCUGGCAGAAGUUUGAAUCCAGUUGGUACUUCCUGUCUACUGAGACUAAAACCUGGAAGGAGAGCAGACAGGACUGUUUGAAGAGAGGAGCAGACCUGGUGAUCAUAAACAGUGAUAUGGAACAGGAGUUUCUCUUCAAACUCAAGAAGAGAGUCUGGAUUGGUCUGACUGACUCUGUUAGUGAGGGGACUUGGAAAUGGGUGGACGGCACCCCACUGACCAACCCAAGGUACUGGAAUGACCAUCAGCCUGAUAGUGGAGAUCCUAGUGGGGAGGAGGACUGUGUUGAGAUACAUAAAGAUUGGAUCUUUCCACUUAAGGCAUGGAAUGACAUGCCAUGUGACUGGAAACUCAACUGGAUUUGUGAGAAAGUGGUUUAACAUCAUCCUGACAACAUACUGUAGCCUGCAGUGCACACAACUUCCUCCUUCAUUCUCUCUCUCUCUCACACACACACAGAUAGAGCCUCUGUCUUGAUCUCGCUCACACACUCUGCCUCAAUCCCAAACACACCCUUACACAGAUUUUCACACACACGCAAGCACACAUGCAUACACGUACACACACACACAUGCAAAUGCACCUAUUAUUGUAUUUGUUUGUAGUAUCUUAUUAAUAAAAGUCCUACUU